This is a messenger RNA of Aspergillus udagawae, 1668 nucleotides long. Its product is annotated as lysophospholipid acyltransferase. NCBI's taxonomy places the organism in Eukaryota, Fungi, Ascomycota, Eurotiomycetes, Eurotiales, Aspergillaceae. Gene Ontology annotation, molecular function: 1-acylglycerol-3-phosphate O-acyltransferase activity; 1-acylglycerophosphocholine O-acyltransferase activity. Gene Ontology annotation, biological process: glycerophospholipid biosynthetic process; lipid modification. Gene Ontology annotation, cellular component: membrane; endoplasmic reticulum. The transcript has 4 exons. The record is from RefSeq and is a predicted model, not a curated record. Bases 1 to 1668 code for a protein of 555 amino acids.
AUGUUACCUUACGUCGAUACCAUAUUCGGUUAUCCUGCAAGGCUCACAGGAGCUUCAGUGGAUGAGCUCAAACUUAUUGCAUCAUUCCUGGUCUCCUACCCUUUGGCCGGUCUGCUUAAGAGAAUCCCCGACGCUCAGCCCUGGAAGAAAAAUGUCUUCAUUAUUGCCGUUUCCUUGUUCUAUAUGGUCGGUUUAUUCGAUCUGUGGGAUGGUCUGCGCACUUUGCUCUACAGCGCUGCUGGCACUUACGCCAUCGCAUACUACAUAGACGGCUCACUGAUGCCAUGGAUCGGCUUUAUCUUUCUGAUGGGCCAUAUGUCUAUCAGCCACAUUUAUCGGCAGAUGAUUGACGAUCCCCAAGCGAUUGAUAUCACCGGCGCACAGAUGGUGCUCGUCAUGAAACUUUCCUCCUUCUGCUGGAACAUUCACGAUGGCCGUUUAACGCAAGACAAGCUGUCAGACCCGCAAAAGUACGCUGCUAUUGCACAAUUCCCCAGCAUCCUAGACUACGCGGGAUAUGUCUUGUUCUUUCCAUCCUUAUUUGGGGGUCCGUCUUUCGAAUAUGUGGACUAUCGUCGGUGGCUUGAUACGACGCUUUUCGAGGUGCCUCCAGGAACUGAUCCGUCCAAGGCGCCUCCAACCCGGAAGAAGCGCAAGAUUCCCCGCAGCGGUACGCCUGCCACCAAGAAGGCUUUGAUGGGCCUGGGAUGGAUCUUUGUAUUCUUGCAAUUGGGCUCUCUCUACAAUAAGGAGACGGUGCUUGGAGAAUCCUUCAUGAGCUAUUCUUUCCUUCGACGAGUUUGGAUUCUUCAUAUGCUCGGAUUCACCACACGAACGAAAUAUUACGGGGUAUGGUCUCUCACCGAAGGUGCCUGCAUUCUAUCUGGACUCGGAUACAAUGGCUUUGACCCUAAGACAGGCAAGGUCUUCUGGAACCGCUUGGAGAACAUUGACCCCUGGAGCCUGGAGACGGCCCAAAACUCAUAUGGAUACUUGGGGAGCUGGAACAAGAACACGAACCACUGGCUUCGCAACUAUGUUUACCUGCGUGUGACACCCAAGGGAAAGAAGCCCGGUUUCCGAGCCAGCCUGGCCACCUUCACAACCAGCGCAUUUUGGCACGGAUUCUACCCUGGCUACUACCUGACAUUUAUCCUGGGGUCUUUUGUCCAAACAGGAGCCAAAAACUUGCGCCGUUAUGUCCGUCCGUUCUUCUUGACUCCUGAUGGCGCUAAACCUCUGCCUACCAAACGCUAUUAUGAUAUCUUCAGUUGGCUCAUUACGCAGCUCACCAUGACCUUCGUCGUGAUGCCGUUCAUCUUCCUGUCGUUCAGCUCGUCCAUCCAGGUCUGGCAGAGUGUGUAUUUCUACGGCAUUGUCGGAAACAUCCUAUCCAUCAUCUUCUUCGCGAGCCCCGCAAAGGGAUAUCUCGUCAGAUCCUUGAAGAAGCGCAACAAGCCCCACAUCCCGCGUACUGUCAGCAUGGAAAGUAUCCAGCAGCCGACCCUCGGUCUGCCGAACGACCCAGCUCGGGAAUUCGAUGACGCGGUCCAGGAAAUCAAGGCCGAGAUUGAGGCGCGAAGAAGACACGGCAGUGUGGUCGGGAUGCCGACCGGCGAGGAACUGAAGGCCGCCGUGGAAGACAAGCUUGGUCGGAAGAUCUCCUGA